This is a messenger RNA of Symbiodinium sp. CCMP2592, 1848 nucleotides long. NCBI's taxonomy places the organism in Eukaryota, Dinophyceae, Suessiales, Symbiodiniaceae. The record is from the annotation of a GenBank genome assembly.
AUGUUGAUCGAUGAGUUUUGCAAAGGGCAGCUGACUGCCGCAAAGGUGCAAAGCUUAGCUUCGGCCGCUGUGAAGUGGCACGCUGCUUUAGGCGGCGGCGAGGUUGCCAGACACAAUCUGGUGGCGAAGCUGGCCAAAAUUGGGACUUUCGGCAAGCACAGGUCAAAUGCAGAGAGGGAUCUGCACACCGUGAUGCGAGAGAGAGGUAAAACCAUGGAUGUGGAUGUGCUGCCUCUGCAAGCGAGGGUUUUCAACUACAAGAAGAGGCUGAGUGAAGAAGAGGAGGCAGCCAACGUGGAGAGGAAACCGUAUGCUGUUACAUGGAAGCCUAUUUCUGUUAUCCCCCCGGACGACUUGCUCUGUGCUAUCUGGAACAGCAAAGGGGAGCAAUACUUUCGUGAUUUUUUCUUGCCCGUGGAUCCGAAACCUUACUGGGACAAUCUGGAGCAAAACGCUCCAUGGUUUCGGGAGCACCCAAUGUUUGGAUGGAAAGGGGACCGCUCGAAGCUUAUCCCGGUGAGCUUGUACGGCGACGAAGUUGCAGCCUAUAAGGCCACGGAAGCCGGUUCAGUUUCUGUGAUCGCAUUUACGACAGACCUUACACCGAAGCAGGAUCCACUUGGCCGGUAUUUUUUGGUAUCGGUAUACAGCGAUCACACAGCUACGUCCGAAACAUACGGAGACGUGCUCAAUGGUAUCAUUCCUCGUUUUCAGAAGCUUGUGUCACCGGGGUUUCAAGGUUUUCCAUGGAGCAGUCACGGCUACCAAUUUUGUUGGAGUUCGUGUCAGGGGGAUCUCAAGUGGAUAAACGACAAAUACCAGAUGCAGCCGUAUCGGAACAAUCGAUUGUGCUCGUACUGUCCCUGUUGCAAGACUCACGAAGACAAGAGCAUGACGUUGGGCGACUUUCGUGAAGGUGCAGCUCACACCCUCACACGCUAUGAUCACAGGCAUUUCAUUGCAAACACGCCACCGGAGAAUCGACAUGUGAUCUUCCAGAUCCCUGGCAUGCUUUACGAGAGGUUCCUCCACGACCCGUGCCAUGGUCAACUGCUUGGAACUUCGAAGGUUCUGAACGGUGCUGCUUUGGUGUACCUUGCGGAAAACGGUUGGUUCGGGGAGUGGCCAGCCGCUGGCAAGUACGAUGCUAAAUUGGCUCCGCUUCUCAAUGUGGCUUAUGGCAGGUUUGAAGAUUGGAAGAGGAAGUGUCGCUUGCAAUGUACUCAAGCGAGGUUUACACCUGCUCGGCUGAACAGAGCGAAGAAGGCACAAUUCCCAAGCUUGAGUGGCAAAGCAGUGGCACAGAAGGUCAUCAGCUUUUGGUUGGCUGAGGAGACAGCUUCUUUUGCAAAGCGAGCAGGCAAAUCAGAGCAGGACGAGCAGUUGGCUACUUGCAUGCUCACGUACAUUCGUGUUUUGCGAUUCCUGGAUGAGUUUGGCAUGCUUUUGUCAGAGCAACAGGCUGCUGAAUUCUACAAGGCAGGCAUGUCACACUUACGCAUUUAUGCAAUGCUGCAUUCCGAGACGACUUUCAUGUUCCAGCUGUUGCCCAAGCACCAUUAUUUCCAACACAUGAUCCGAGAUGCUUCGCAACACAGGGUGAAUGCCGGCAUAUACACGCUGCUGGCAGCCGAAUCGUUUGUCGGCCAGAUAGGGCGAAUCAGCAGGAGAUGCCACAAGGCAACUGUGUCUUGCAGAACUGCACAGCGAUAUCUUGUGCAACUCAAAUCUCGCUUGCACCAGCCUGCGAUACAUGCGACCAAGCGGAAGCGAGAGGGAGAGGAAAUGUCGGGAGAUCGUCUGUUUGUGUCUUGGGUUUUUUACCACUCGCCUCCGGCAAGCUUGUAA